ACAGUGUUUUUAGUCAUGGCCGACGACUGCAGACGACAGGGGUUUGAGCUGGAGAGAAGGAUUUUUGAGUUGGACAAUAAGUGCGCCAGUCUCAGAACUGAGAAACAAGAUGAUGACUAUUUACAGAAUGCUUCUGCGAUACUAGACAAGUUGAAAAGCUUUUACAGACAAGGGGGAGAGAGUAGCAGUCUGCCUAAACUGCUUCAGGAUUACACUCAGGUGAUCCUGGACAUCACGUUCUAUGAGGAGAACAAGCUGGUGGACCAGGAGUUCCCAGAGGACUGCUCACCCUUUAAGAUCCAACAGUUGCUGCAGGACCUCACAGAGCCAGAAGUGUUGGCAGGGAGGCUGGCACCGGCCCAAGAGGUGCAGUCAGUGCUGGGGCUAGAGGUGUUAGAGUGCCUCUACUGGAGACGUGGAGCACUGCUCUACAUGUACUGCCACACCCUCCACCAACGCAAGCAGUGGAUCAAGAAGAACAAGGCCACUUUCCUCAAGUGUCUUCAGGAGGGCGUACGCUACCUGAUGAGGAUGCUGCAGGUGAGGAACUCUGUGAAGCUCAAUGACGGGGUGGUGUUUCACGACUCUGCUACCGCCAACUUCCUGGCUGAAGGCAUCUUCUCAGACACCCACCUGCUGACGAUGAUGUACAUCGGGGAGAUGUGUUUCUGGGCAGUGAAGUACGAGGACUGCAGCGUUGAUUCCACAGAACGCAAAGAGGACCGGCUCCACUUCCGGGACAUUGGGACACAGGUCCUGCACAAAUACGUGCUGGCCUGUGAGGGCCCUCUUCAGGGCCAGGGUUGGAACACUGAGAAUGCCAAGGAGAUCCUUAGUAUCUUACAGUGAACUGGGGAGGGCUCUGGGUACAAGUUGCCCAUAGGCACUGAUAUGGGAUCAGAUGAUCAAACCCCAAAUUGUAAUACUAAGCAUUAAGAGAGAUGGAGGGGGAAUCUGACCUUAAAUCAGUUUCUAGGAGCAACUUCUUCCCGUUCUGAAAGGCUCCGGCCGACGUAGGUGGUGAAGGUUGGGGCAAAGGGAGGUGAAGAAUGAAGGGGCAAGGGUAUGGAGUGAUGUUAAUGAAAUGUUAUUCUCCCCGUCCCCUGCAAGAAGCACUUAUCUUCCAGAUUCCAGACUGUUGGAUGGGCAUGUGUUAUGCUCUGAGAAUGUGGUAGAAUAAUAAUAUCAAUAAUAUCAGAAGAUUAUUAAGCAAAUAUCACAUUGUUACAAAAAAGAAAACAAAGAUUGUUUGAAGAUUAAUGAUAAUCUAGCUGGUAAUGAGACAUCGCACAGCAAUUGUUUUUAUUUAUUUUUAUUUGUUUUGAAUGUUUUUUAAAUUAAUUGCAUUUAUAUAAAUAUAUACGAAAAAAGGUAAGGUGGGGAAUACACAGAGUUGGAGACUGAUGGAUUCAUGACCAUUUUCAAGUAUGUACAGUUUU
Coregonus clupeaformis (lake whitefish) is the source of this 1439-nucleotide messenger RNA. RefSeq names its product rab7a interacting mon1-ccz1 complex subunit 1 (gene rimoc1). The record is from RefSeq and is a predicted model, not a curated record. Bases 16 to 849 code for a protein of 277 amino acids. The transcript has 6 exons. Gene Ontology annotation, biological process: mitophagy. NCBI's taxonomy places the organism in Eukaryota, Metazoa, Chordata, Actinopteri, Salmoniformes, Salmonidae.